AUUCAUUCAUAUCUCUUUCCCGCGUUUAACCCAGUCAAUUUCUGCCUCCAUUCUCUCUCCUAAACAAUUCCUCUCCCUCAACCAACUUUCACUUUCGAUUCCUUUCUUGCACGACCAUCUCCCAACCUCUCCAAUGACUCAUUCCUCCCAUUUUCUUUUCUCUCUCUCUCCAAAAACCCACCACUUUUCUCUCCUCCUCUGCAACAACAUCAACACCGUACCAUGUCUUCUCUCUUCUUCCUCUUUUUCUCUCUCCUCUCUUUCCUCCCUUCUACACUCUCUCAAAUCCCUCGAAGUUUUUACAUAAACUGCGGGGCUUCAUCGCAGAUUGAAUUCAACGGCCACCAAUGGCAACCCGAUUCGAGCUUCGUAUCUGUAGGAACAAACAGAACAGUACCGUCUUCAAGGGUUUUGCCAAUUCUGUCAACUGUUCGAUCAUUUCCACAACAGAGAAAUACACACAGGAAAUUCUGCUACCAAAUUGGACCUGUGAUUAUCUCUGCAAGAUACCUGGUUAGAACCACUUAUUUCUAUGGCGGGGUUAAUGGGUUUGAACAUCGGAAACCGCCUGUAUUUGAUCAGAUUGUUGAUGGGACUUUAUGGGGUUUGGUGAAUACAACAGAGGAUUAUGCUCAUAAUAUGUCAACUUAUUAUGAGGGUGUUUUUCAAGCUGUGGGGAAGACUAUAAGUAUUUGUCUUGGUGUCAAUCAGCUUACUGAUUCUGACCCUUUUAUUUCUGCUAUUGAGAUGCUUAUGUUGGGGGAUUCGGUUUAUAAUUCUACUGAUUUUGGCAAGUUUGCUCUCAGCUUGAUUUCUAGGAAUAAUUUUGGACAUACUGGAUCAACUAUCCGGUCGCCAAAUGAUCGAUUUGAUCGCUUUUGGGAGCCUUUUGGACCUCACCAAGCUGCUACACAAGUUCCAAAUGUAUCCAUCUCUGGGUUCUGGAAUCUUCCACCCGUUGAGAUCUUUGAGACACACUUAAUAGUCAAUGCUGGACCAAUGGAGCUUCAGUGGCCUGCUGGACCUCUUCCAAACUCAACAUACUAUAUUGCUUUAUAUUUUGCUGAUGACCAAGUAUCAUCAUCGGGGCAGACAUUUGACAUUAGCAUCAAUCACGUGCCAUAUAUUCGUGACAUGAAUGUAACUUCAUCUGGUGUGGCUGCGUUUGCAACCCAAUGGCCCCUAUCUGGUCUAACAAGAAUAAGAUUCACCCCAACAGCUGGAUCAAAUUCUAGUACUCUAAUAAAUGGUGGGGAGAUUUUUAAUGUUUUAGCACUUGGAAAAAGAACUCUCGUGCGUGAUGUGAUUGUGUUGGAACGCAUCAAGCGCAGUUUCCUGAAUCCUCCAGAAGAUUGGAGUGGUGAUCCUUGUUUUCCUGCUGGGUACUCCUGGACUGGGAUUACAUGCUCUAAUGGUACACGGGUUCGCAUAAUCUCUAUAAACCUGACGAAUAUGGGCCUCUCAGGAUCCUUGUCGCCUGACAUAGCAAAUUUGACUGCUUUGAACACAAUUGUGCUUCGAAAUAAUAGCUUGUCUGGACUCAUACCUUCUACUCUUAGCAGAUUGAAUCAUCUGGAAAUACUGGGAUUGGAAAAUAAUCACUUCAAUGGAACCAUUCCUCCAUCACUUGGGGAGAUCAGAAGUUUGCGUGAACUACAUCUAGAGAACAACAAUCUAAGUGGAACAGUUCCUAGAAGCCUUCUUCAAAAACCUGGGCUUCGCUUUUCGUUCACUCCCGGUAAUCGUCUUGCAGUGCCGGGUGGACAGAAUAGAUGAUCCUUUCUGGUCCUACAUGGCUGUCAAUAGGAUGUGAAAUUAUUAUUUGAUUGAUUAUUUUGUCAACUUCAAACACCAGCUGGAAACUGCUUGGUAUCUUCUGCUCUUCGUUACGUUUUCAGAGCUAAUUGUCUGAAUCUGAGUAAAAGCUUCUGUGCUUCAAGUACUUAGUACAAUUAAACAAGCUCCUCUACGCAGCCUGAGAGUCCGGCUGUCAUUUUGUUGUACAAAUUUUUUUUCUGAGAGGUGCUUCUGACUUUGUUUAGCUGUAUAUGGUCCCCUUCCUCCAAUAGAGAGGAAGGUAAAGAAAUGGAAAUGGGAACACCUUGUUUUGUUUGUAUACUAUUUUUAUCUGUUUGCUAUUCUGUUUCACUAUUUUCCUGUGAUGAAUAAUUCAUGUAAAUCUAACACCUGUUUGUUGCAA
This is a messenger RNA of Beta vulgaris subsp. vulgaris (sugar beet), 2200 nucleotides long. Its product is annotated as receptor-like protein 4. The coding region runs from base 223 to 1776 and encodes 517 amino acids. Lineage: Eukaryota; Viridiplantae; Streptophyta; Magnoliopsida; Caryophyllales; Amaranthaceae. The transcript has 9 exons. Gene Ontology annotation, molecular function: protein binding. The record is from RefSeq and is a predicted model, not a curated record.